UUUAAAUCUUGGCUGCGGCCUGCGGAUCCUCCCGGUGGUUGCGGCCCACAUCAUUCAGCUUUCUUGUUGAGAAAUCUAUAGUGCAGCUGCACGAAGGCACUUCCAAUGGUUAAACUAGCUACCUGAAACGAUGACGACGCCGGACGAUCCUCCGUACCGAGUUGCGAGACAAAUCCGCGGGACAAGCUUGCUUGCGACUUGAGCUUGAAGGUAUAUAAGGAGGGUUGUACCCAGACAUCCUCUAGUCCAACAACCAAUCUCGUCCUCAUUUAUCCUCUUCUCAGUGGCAGUACGUGGGCUCAAAUCUUUCCUUAUGCACUUUAUCUCCACCCUGGCCGGUCUGGCAGCCGUUGCGCCACUGGCAGUGUUCGCUGGUCCCCUGGCACGAUCUUCCACCUCGCAAUUGCCAGUCAUCAAUACUACCCUGGGUGAUGUCCAGGGUCAAUACUCACCUUUUCGUGGCGGUGAUGUGGCUGUUGUCUAUAAAGGAAUUCCUUUUGCUGCUGCUCCCACAGGAGACAACCGCUGGAAGGCUCCUCGACCUGCCACCUCGUGGAGUGGUGUUCUCAAUGCGACUGAGUUUGGCCCUCAGUGUGCCCAGACUAUCAGCAGUGCGGGUAUCUUCAGCAGUGGCAAGACUACUACGAGCGAGGACUGUCUAUACCUGAAUAUCUGGACACCCAACUACAACGACACCUCGGACAUCACAUCUAAGAAUCUACCUGUGUACUUCUGGAUCUACGGCGGUCGGUUCGAAGGAGGCUCGGGAGAUGUGCUGACCUACGAUGGCACCGGUCUCGCGGCCAAAGACAUCAUUGUUGUGACCAUCAACUACCGUCUGGGCGCGUUUGGUUACCUUGCUCAUCCUGAGCUUUCCGCCGAGUCGGGCCACAACAGCUCCGGCAAUUACGGCAUUCUUGAUCAGCAGGCUGCGCUGCGUUGGGUCCACGAGAACAUCGCCAACUUUGGUGGAAAUUCCAGUCAAAUUACUGUGGGCGGGCAGUCUGCCGGCUCUGCCAGUGCCCUCGACUCCAUGUGGAGUCCUUUGAACAAGGGCCUUGUGGCGGGUGUCAUCGCCGAGAGUGGUGCGCGUGGCCCUCAUGACCCCAUGACGGGUAGUGCAGCAACCAGCUACCGCACCAAAGCUGCUGCUGAAGCCCAGGGUGUCGAGUUUCUCAAGGAGUUGAAUGUUACCAGUCUUGCUGCGGCCCGCAAGGUCCCCACGGAGACAUUGAUCGGAUACGACUCGCUCAGCGACACCAUCUUCGAAGGCACUCAGUUCCAGAACCUGUCCAGCUUCUUCAUGGAGCCUCCCAUGUGGCGCCCAAACAUCGAUGGCUACGUCCUUCCUUACGGCUACGGCGAGUCUCUGUCUCUUGACGCGCACCUGGACGUGCCCAUUCUCACUGGAAACAACAAGGACGAGUCAGGCGCCAGCACUGACGCAGGCCUGACCGUCGCCAGCUACAAGGAACUGUACACCGAGCUGUUCGCCAACAAUGCCAGCCAAUUCUUCAAGCUCUACCCCGGCCAGAGCCUCGCCCAGGCGAACAACAACUCCAACGAGUUCUACCGCGACCUGAGCCGCGUCGGCACCUGGGAGUGGUCUGUUGACUGGGCCGCCGGCGGUGCCAAAAGCCCCGUCUACACCUACUACUUCACCCGCAGCCCUGCCGAGAACCGCGACGAGGGUGCCUAUCACGGCUCGGAGCUCUGGUACACCUUUAACAACAUCCCCUACUCGGACUAUUCCAACGUGACCUGGUACCCCUACGACUACAUUGUGGAGGAGCGCAUGUCCAACUACUGGGUGAACUUCAUUCGGACCGGCAACCCCAACGGAGAUGGACUGCCCGAGUUCCCCCCCAGCACUAAGGAGAAGCAGCAGACCAUGUGGCUGGGCAACUCCUGGGGCUCGGGCCCUCUUUCUGCUGAAGAUGCGCGGAUUGAGUUUGUGGAGAGCUGGAUGGCGACGAUGCCUGAGUGGUAGUUUGGGACGGUUCGUAAUUGUUUUGGUGGAUUGUAUCGGUUGUGUAGUGGCACUAUGACACUGUGCGAUGCUUGAGUUCGGACAUUGUCCGUAUCUCACUGAUUUGAGUCCUCGCCGGAUGGGAACGGGACUUUGGCUUCUUCACAUUCUUUCACAUGUAUAUUACUAUAUAGCAGCUACUUUACUUGGAAACUGUGUGUGGUUUCGUCUCAUAUUUAGAUUGACCG
Aspergillus uvarum CBS 121591 is the source of this 2217-nucleotide messenger RNA. RefSeq names its product carboxylesterase/lipase family protein. The transcript has a single exon. The coding region runs from base 314 to 1990 and encodes 558 amino acids. NCBI's taxonomy places the organism in Eukaryota, Fungi, Ascomycota, Eurotiomycetes, Eurotiales, Aspergillaceae. The record is from RefSeq and is a predicted model, not a curated record.